Gavialis gangeticus (Gharial) is the source of this 2023-nucleotide messenger RNA. RefSeq names its product tripartite motif containing 55 (gene TRIM55). Bases 238 to 1824 code for a protein of 528 amino acids. The transcript is spliced from 10 exons. Gene Ontology annotation, molecular function: zinc ion binding. The record is from RefSeq and is a predicted model, not a curated record. NCBI's taxonomy places the organism in Eukaryota, Metazoa, Chordata, Crocodylia, Gavialidae.
UGAAUCUGUCCUCAUGUCACUUGCUUAUAUGGACAAGUUAGAAUGGCAACUUCUGACGCUCUGCUGCUAAAAACAGCCUCAGCUCCCUUCAGCCUAUCGUUUAAACAAUAUCCUCCAGCAAGAGAAACUCAAAGAACAUUUGAUCACACGAGCCUUGGAAUUAUUUCAAGGGAACUAACCCGGAAACUGACCAGUAGCACCCUUAUUCUGAACAUAUGCACCUUGGAAUAGCUAGGGAUGAGCACCUCUUUGAAUUACAAGUCCUUUUCCAAAGAGCAGCAAACCAUGGAUAACCUGGAGAAACAGCUUAUUUGCCCCAUCUGUUUAGAGAUGUUUUCUAAGCCUGUGGUCAUCCUUCCUUGUCAGCAUAACCUGUGUAGAAAAUGCGCCAGCGAUAUUUUCCAGGCCUCCAAUCCAUACCUCACAACCAGGGGAGGCACCACUGUGGCUUCAGGUGGUCGAUUUCGAUGUCCCUCAUGUAGACAUGAAGUAGUUCUGGACAGACAUGGUGUGUAUGGACUUCAAAGGAACCUUCUGGUGGAAAAUAUCAUUGACAUUUAUAAGCAGGAGUCUACCAGACCUGAAAGAAAAUCUGAACAGCCAAUGUGUGAAGAGCAUGAAGAUGAGAAAAUUAAUAUCUAUUGUUUAAACUGUGAAAUGCCUACAUGCUCUCUGUGCAAAGUUUUUGGUGCUCAUAAAGACUGUCAAGUAGCUCCUCUCACAAACGUUUACCAACGACAAAAGACUGAACUCAGUGAUGGUAUUGCAGUGUUAGUAGGAAGCAAUGACAGAGUACAAGGAAUAGUUAGUCAGCUGGAAGAGGCCUGUAGGACACUUGAGGAUUGCUGCAGAAGACAGAAGGAGCAACUGUGUGAAAAAUUUGAUUAUCUGUAUUCAGUACUGGAAGAAAGAAAAAAUGAAAUGACACAAAUAAUCACUAGAAGCCAAGAGGAGAAGCUGGAACAUGUCCGGUCCCUAAUGAAAAAGUAUGCAGACCAUUUGGAGGCUGUGUCAAAGCUUGUUGAAUCAGGAAUCCAGUUCAUGGAAGAACCAGAAAUGGCUGUGUUUUUGCAGAAUGCCAAAACGUUGCUUCAAAAAAUUACUGAAGCAUCAAAAGCAUUUCAAAUGGAAAAAAUAGUGCCUGACUACGAAAAUAUGAACCAUUUCACUGUAAACCUAACUAGAGAAGAAAAGAUAAUAAGAGAAAUUGACUUUUACAGAGAGGAGGACGGGGAUGAGGAAGAUGUGGAGCUCGGGGAAGGUGAAGAGUUUGAUGAAGUCCACACAGAGUCAUCUGGGGAGGAAGAAGGGGUAGCUGAGAAUGUAUCCCAGCACCCUCAGCUGGAUGCAGAACCCAAGAGCACACUAGGCGGACCUCAGGCUCCACCAGACCCAUCCUUUACGCCAGCUGCUUCUGUUAAUGAGGAUCAGGUUGUGCCAGGUGGUUCUCAGCAGACUGCAGAGUCUGAUAUUCAAGUGCCAUCAACAGCAGAAACUGCCGACCCUUUGCUUUACCCUAGUUGGUAUAAGGCCCAAUCACGGCAAGCAAGCACCCCAAGUUCAACCCAAACACAUGAGGGAUUGAGUAAAGUAGGGCCUUCUGGUUCUCUGGAAAUGAACAUAAAGAAGGCAGAAGCUACAGAAGCAGCAACAACCAAUGAAAAUGCACCUGGGAGUGGUAAGGAAACUACAGCAACUUCUGAGACUGGGUCUGAACCAUCCCCGCAAGGACAAGUGAACAGAGCUCCAGCAACCAGUGAAAGAGUUGAUGAGCCGGCUCAUCAUGUCUUCUCUUUCCCCUGGUUAAACUCAUUGAAGGAAUGAUGACUCUCAUUCCAGUGUACUUUUCUGAGAGGAACUGAGGCAACAGGCAACCUGGCUGGAAUUGACAAGAUAUUGUCUGGAAAAGGAACAACUGAUCGGGUUUCAUUCAGAGGGACUUAUUCCACCAAACUGUUUGACAUUUGGGGGUUAAGGGGUAUUGUUGAGAAUUAAGCUGAAUAAAGGGAUGGGAAAAAUUGGA